This is a messenger RNA of Mucor mucedo, 1004 nucleotides long. RefSeq lists its product as uncharacterized. The record is from RefSeq and is a predicted model, not a curated record. The coding region runs from base 8 to 949 and encodes 313 amino acids. Lineage: Eukaryota; Fungi; Mucoromycota; Mucoromycetes; Mucorales; Mucoraceae. Gene Ontology annotation, molecular function: oxidoreductase activity. The transcript has 2 exons.
CUAAAAUAUGACUAUUGGAUUUGACGAAGAUUUACCUACCGAUGUUUAUGAAUACAACACCAUUCGAAAGAACAUGGACUGGGAGAAAUCUGGUAUUGCUUCCCUUUUGAAACCUGCACCUGUGUCUCAACAUUUACCUGCUUUUGAUUCGGAUGGAAAACCCUGUUUCAAAGCCUAUGUGGGAUCCGGUAAACUGCAAGGCAAAUUCGCUCUGAUUACUGGUGCUGAUAGUGGCAUUGGUCGAUCCAUUGCUACCCUCUAUGCCUUGGAAGGUGUUGCUGGUAUUACCAUUGUAUAUCGUGAUGAACAAGAAGACGACGAUGCCAUGUAUACUAAGAACACAAUCGAGUCUCAAAGUAGCUGCAAAGUCAAUUUAAUUGCGCGCGAUGUAGGUUAUGAGGAAACUUGCCAGGAGAUAUUGGAUUCGCAUUUGAACGCAUUUGGAAGAUUGGACAUUCUUGUCAAUAACGCUGCUGAGCAGCACAAGGUCAUGAAGGUGGAAGACCUUGACUGCAAGACUGUUGAGCGUACCUUCCGUACCAACGUGUUUGGCCCUAUCUUUAUGACCAAGUUGGCCUGUAAUCAUCUUGUAGCAGGUGGUGUUAUUAUUAAUACAGCUUCUAUUGCAGCUUAUCGUGGUAUGGAUGUACUUGUUGAUUAUUCCGCUACCAAGGGAGCUGUAGUGUCAUUCACCCGUGCACUUUCUCAGCAAUUGGCACCUCGUCGUAUCCGAGUCAAUGCAGUUGCUCCUGGACCUGUUUGGACACCUUUAAUUCCUAAUACCUUUUCUAGAGAAGAGAUCCAAAACUUUGGUUCAUUCCCUCCUUUCAAGCGACCUGCCCAGCCUUGCGAAGUAGCCUCUUGCUUUGUCUUUUUGGCCGCUGACGAUUCUUCCUUUAUGACUGGCCAAGUUCUUCAUCCCAACGGUGGAACUGUUAUCAAUACUUAAAAAAUAAAGUUUCUAUUUUAUAUUUUUAGGGGGUUAAAUAAUCCUUUUUAAGCCA